AUCACAAUUUAGAACUGGGUCGAAUAAUAUUUAAAAAAAAAGUCUAGUACAAGAAUCACUUUACAUGUGAGGUGAUCAAUAACAUGCAAGAGAUCAUUCGGCCGUAGUUAUUUUUUUUUUUUCUUACAUCGAAAUGAAAAGGAACAGUUACUAGAAUCGAGUGAGACUUGAGGAAAAGAAGAAAAAAGUAGGACCUUACCGUUAAGAAAUCCGAAUAUGAUACACAGACCGCGGGUUGUGUUACCGACGUUUCCAUGGAUCUAAAUGUAAAUGUUCUUAUAGGUGUCUUGGGCGGGAGUCUGCUUGUGUUGGUUGUAUUCAUCACUCUUUGCUUCUUCUAUAUGUUCAAUCUAAUGCGGCAUUCCCGAGCGCCCCAAAGGAAUGAAUGUCUGAAUCCAAUGAUUAUCAUCAGAAACCCUCAGAACAGGGAAGGAGUUUCCCUUUUUACUCAUAAUACCAGCCAGAUUAUCCCGAACAAGAUUCCUUGUUCUUCAAACACCAGCACCAAUGCCAACCAGGACCCUGAUUUCAGCAACAGCGAAAUUCCUUCUCCAGAGUUCCGGGUCUUUCCACCAGUGCUGGUGAAGCACGACCAACACUCCACUCAAGACUCGCGCCCUCCGGUCCUGACCCCGAAGAUGAUCCUACCCAGCUGUUCUGGAGCAAAAACUGGUCGGAACAACAGGGAUCGUUUCAAACACGAGGACCCCUAUGAUUACCCUCCUUCGCCACGACGUAUCAAGUCAGCAGUUGCAGAUUCAGGGCAAGGCGUAUCUCAGACAUUGCACGAGGCCGAUACAGCGAGCUUCAAAGACCCAGCCGAAAGCGUCGCAGAAAACCAAGUGAUUCUUAACGACCCUGAAGACUCGUCCGGCGGAGAGGGCUCGCAUGCCCAGGCUCCCGAGUCCUGCGUUCCCGAGCUGAACAGCGAAGGAAAAUCCGAGAAAGACUGUCCCCUCACAAAGGAAGGAUCUGAAGCAGAGGAUCGUCCUCUGGGCUGCAAGACCAUGAAGGGGCGGCCGGUCUUCGCCUCGCCUAUAUUCACAACAGCCAUCAGUGAAAUGAAGAUGCUAAAACUCUUUCAGCAGAGGAAUCAGUGGAAGGACCCGACGGAGCUCAAUGAUACAACAGGAACAAGUGAAUUAUCUUUGGAUGAACAAGAACAAGAACAAGAGGAAGCUUCACCUAACUCUAUCACCAGGAAAUCCCAGGAAAGCUCAGCCCAACUGGAAGAUAUCGCAAACAUGGAAAAAAUCUCCUCGCUGAUCAAGAACGUUAUUGGAGAGAAUUCACCGGAAGUCUUGGAACGCAGGGAGUACACUGACUCCAAUGAUAGGAAGGAGGAAGAAGAUGAGAUAGAGGGAGAAGAGCAAGUGGAGGAGGUGGUCGAAUAACACUAAGAAAGGUGAGGCUAUUCACUCUGGGGUCAUCAGAAACUACGUCAGAUGCUGAAAUGCCUCUGGAUGGAUCGGUUCUGCACUAAAGGGUCAGAGACGAAGAUACUACUUGCAACAUUUUAUCAGAAUAUAUUUAACUAUGAUGCACGGAUUUUGUUCUCAUAAAAAAGGAUGUUCAUCGAAAAUGAUUUUUUUCUUAUGUAAAUUGAAGAAGACAAUUAUUGUUUAAUAACAGUUUUCCUUUUCUAUGCAAAAUAGAAAGAAAAUGAUUAUUCUUAAAAACUUCAACUGAAAAUUAUGUAGCGUAAAUUAUCCAGAAAUGCAAACCUAGGUUUUAAGAUGA
Penaeus chinensis is the source of this 1740-nucleotide messenger RNA. RefSeq lists its product as uncharacterized. The transcript has 2 exons. Bases 255 to 1394 code for a protein of 379 amino acids. Lineage: Eukaryota; Metazoa; Arthropoda; Malacostraca; Decapoda; Penaeidae. The record is from RefSeq and is a predicted model, not a curated record.